Ostertagia ostertagi is the source of this 234-nucleotide messenger RNA. The record is from the annotation of a GenBank genome assembly. NCBI's taxonomy places the organism in Eukaryota, Metazoa, Nematoda, Chromadorea, Rhabditida, Trichostrongylidae.
CCCAUCGAACUCGAGCUGCCUAAAAAAUUUGAAGCUGACGCUCCAACCGUACCGCAGUGUGGCGAUCUUCUUUCGCGAUUGCUCUGCAUCCGCUGUGGCACAACUUUCGAUAACCGUACCGACCUUGAUCGCCAUGUUACGAACACCCAUCGCUCGUUGAAGUGCAAACAUUGUGGUGAAGUCUUCGAUGGUUAUGCAAAACUCAGAGCCCAUGAGUUGCGUCAACGAGCACAG